GAAGAAUGGCAGCUAAUACCUGCUGCAGGUCAAUCUUGAUCCCUUCUGUCAUCUCUCUUGUGCUGCUGCUUCUGCUCGCUGCUACCGCUCCUGCCAUCUCCUCAUCAGAAGGAAGAACCCUUCUUGAGAGGCUCAACAAGCGUUCUAUGAAGACAAUACGGAGCCCAGAUGGCGAUCUCAUAGACUGCGUUCCCUCGCAUCUCCAACCAGCUUUUGAUCACCCCAUGCUGAAAGGAUCAAAGCCUUUGGAUCCACCGGCGAGACCCAGAUGCCACACCGACGAUGGUAUGGCCGACGACGUCGUCCAGCUAUGGACAACCUCCGGAGAGACGUGCCCGGAAGGAACGGUUCCGAUCAGAAGAACUAAGGAAGAAGACAUACUUCGCAUAGAGAGGUUCGGCAGGAAGCCAUUCGCGGGAGCAUCGCAAAGGACCAACCUCAGUGACCACGAGCACUCGUACGGGUCUGUUAAGGGAGAACAAUACUACGGUGCACAAGCAUUGUUCAAUGUUUGGGCUCCUCGAGUGGCCAACCGCGGUGAGUUCAGCUUAUCGCAAUUAUGGAUCAUCUCAGGAAAUUUUGGCACGGAUCUGAACACUGUCGAAGCAGGGUGGCAGGUGUAUCCUGAGCUGUAUGGAGAUAUACUCCCGAGGUUCUUCGUUUAUUGGACGAACGAUUCAUAUCAAAACACAGGCUGCUACAACCUCUACUGCUCGGGCUUCGUCCAGACCAGCAGCAGUGUCGCUGUAGGAGCAGUUAUCACUACAACAUCGACGUAUAACGAUACUAAUCUGCAGCAUGCGAUCAGAAUCACGGUGUGGAAGGAUCAAAAGACUGGGAACUGGUGGCUGCAGCAGGGAUCAACAGUUGUGGGAUACUGGCCAAGGUUCUUGUUCAGCAACCUUGCAAUCAGUGCAACCAUCGUGGAAUUUGGUGGGGAGAUCAUCAACACCCGUCCUUCCGGCUUCCACACCACAACCCAGAUGGGCAGCGGACACUUCGCGGAAGAAGGCUUCGGCAGAGCUGCCUACAUCAGCAGCAUACGAGUCGCGGAUCGGUACAAUACACUGAUCCCGGCGAGAAACCUCAGGUACAACGCCGAAGCUCCGAACUGUUACGACAUAAAAGGCGGCGUCGACAAUUCAGGGGAGGGCUACUUCUACUUUGGAGGUCCAGGAAGAAACGCUAGAUGCCCAUGAGCGACUAGAAGAGCUUCUCUCUCUAAGCCACUCGUCAUCUUCGUGU
Molecule: messenger RNA, 1245 nt
Organism: Musa acuminata subsp. malaccensis (wild Malaysian banana)
Lineage: Eukaryota; Viridiplantae; Streptophyta; Magnoliopsida; Zingiberales; Musaceae
Source: RefSeq, a predicted model, not a curated record